CGUAUUCCCCUCUCCCUCUUUGAGUCCGUGGAAAAUGUCUACUGGUGGUACAGCAGUGUCUGUGGUCCAGGAGCCUCCAUCCAGCGGUUCCUCCACAUCACAAGCCUCUGGUGUAGCUUCAGAAGGGAAGGACGGCGCAAUCAAGCAGGCUGGAGGAGGUGAGGUAGGAGUCCCCGCACUGGCUCCCCCGGUCGUCCACAACCUGCAGACCCACAACGACGAGCUGCUGAGAACCAUUGCAGAGGUGGGGAAGGACGUGAAGCCAUCCUACACCAACAGCAAGAUGUCUGCAGACCGACUCAAGAGAAAUAUAGCUCUGGCCAGAACAGCUCUCAGAGACUGUCUCCUGGACAUUGAGAGACUCAACCAGACACUCACAAAGUAG
Molecule: messenger RNA, 385 nt
Organism: Geodia barretti
Lineage: Eukaryota; Metazoa; Porifera; Demospongiae; Tetractinellida; Geodiidae
Source: the annotation of a GenBank genome assembly